Messenger RNA from Cooperia oncophora, 807 nucleotides. Lineage: Eukaryota; Metazoa; Nematoda; Chromadorea; Rhabditida; Trichostrongylidae. The record is from the annotation of a GenBank genome assembly.
AUGUUAGCACUUGGUCUCCGACGACCUCGGAAAUUAAAGCUUAUCCAACAGCCCGACGAAGAAAGCAUGAUGGCAGCUGAAAGAGAACUGCUGGCACUCGGCGCUGCUACCAUUGAUGGAAAAAAUAUGAUACUGACACCCACUGGACGUACACUUUGUAAAUUUCCCUUGUCUCCGGAUCAUGCGAGGGUACUUAUGAUUGCUAAUGAUCUGUUUUGCAUGGAAGAAGCGUUGACUAUUAUAGCUUCUAUGUCCUGUGAGACUAUUUUUGACCUAGACGGGUAUGCUGACCUUAACGAUGUUGAUCGCAUGAGAGCGCGAUUUGCCACCAACGUGAGUGACCACCUUACUGUGAUGAACGCGAUUCAAGCAUUCAAACAAGAAAAACAGAAGAAUUCUGCUCAUUUGAAGGAAUGGUGUAGCAACAACUAUCUGAAUUUCAAGAACCUCAUGAUGGUACUAAAAGUGCGUAAACAGUUGCGUGAUAUUGCAAUGGAAUGUGGCAUGAAGAUAACUUCAUGUGGUGCGCAACGAGAAAAACUACGGCAAGCGCUGGCAUGUGGUUUGUUCAUGAAUGUUUGUGAAUACGAUCGCCAAGAAGAUCGUUAUCGAUUGCUGGUGAAACCCAGUACAACUCUGAAGAUUCAUCCUUCAUCAAGGCUUUGCCGUUCCCGUCCUCGGUACAUUGUUUUCACGGAUCUAAUGCGAACUUCAGACUUAUUUGCCAGGGAUGUUUCAAUCAUUGAUUACGAAUGGGUGCAGCCAGUGCUUGAAGAUUACAGGAGGAACAUCAAGACCUAUGCAUGA